This is a messenger RNA of Lutzomyia longipalpis, 2864 nucleotides long. It is a transcript of the gene Men, whose product is annotated as NADP-dependent malic enzyme. Bases 191 to 2152 code for a protein of 653 amino acids. Gene Ontology annotation, molecular function: malate dehydrogenase (decarboxylating) (NAD+) activity; malate dehydrogenase (decarboxylating) (NADP+) activity; NAD binding. The record is from RefSeq and is a predicted model, not a curated record. Gene Ontology annotation, biological process: malate metabolic process; pyruvate metabolic process. The transcript has 4 exons. Lineage: Eukaryota; Metazoa; Arthropoda; Insecta; Diptera; Psychodidae. Gene Ontology annotation, cellular component: mitochondrion.
CGCUUUGGUUGUUCAGUCGUAAAGUUGACCAGUGCCUGAUCAGUUGUGCUUCUAAUUUCCUCCCAUCUCGUGCCUGGAAAUUUCUGUGAAGUGUUGAGGAGUUUUUUUCUUUGAAUUAUUGAAUGAUUUGAUUGUUGAAUCCUCCGAAGAAAAAAAAAUUCUUUGUAUCCUUGUGCUGGAGAAGAGUGUUAUGGGAAUAAUGGGAAAUUCAAAUUCAAUUUGUGUGGAAAAGAACGAGAACAAUGGACACCCUGGUGUCUAUCGCAACGGUGGAGUGGCAGCAGCAGGUCGUCGUCGGUGUGGUGACGAGACGCAAGCGCGGAAUACAGAGACAAAAUCAGGCUACCAACACCACUGCCCGUGCCCAUCGAGAGGUGGAAAAUCAGUCGAUUCAUCGGCUUAUCGUCGGUGCUUCUGUACAAAUAUGAGUGAUUACCAGAGUCUGGAUCGUAUUGGGCAGUGGCCAACGGGAAUUGAGGGUGAUUCCGAAGUUCCUGGAGCCCUGUCUGGCCUCGAAAGGCUCAGGAUUGGACGCUACAAUAAGGGUUUGGCAUACUCGAGGAGUGAGAGACAAUUGCUGGGAAUCCAUGGGCUCCUCCCGGCCCGUGUAAAGACUGAUGCUGAGCAGGUGGAGCACUGUGAAAUCCUCCUGGAUCGCUUGGAGAAUGAAUUGGAUAAAUUCGUCUACCUCAUGGGUUUGCUGGAUCGCAAUGAGAGACUCUUCUUCAAGCUCGUGGCUGCGAAUACGGCAAAGAUUAUGCCCCUGGUGUACACCCCAACUGUGGGAUUGGCGUGUCAGAAGUACAGCCUGAUUUAUCAGUGGCCCCGUGGGAUGUUUAUCACGAUCAAGGAUAAGGGGCAUGUGUACGAUGUGCUGAAGAAUUGGCCAGAACACGACGUGCGUGCAAUUGUGGUGACGGAUGGUGAGAGAAUUCUUGGUCUGGGAGAUUUGGGAGCCAAUGGAAUGGGGAUUCCUGUGGGAAAGUUGGCCCUCUACACGUCCCUCGGGGGCAUAAAGCCACAUCAGUGUUUACCGAUUACACUGGACGUCGGCACGAACACGCAGUCAAUCCUCGAUGAUCCCCUGUACAAUGGAUUGAGACAGAAGCGUGUAACUGGGCAGGAGUACGAUGACUUCAUUGAGGAAUUCAUGGUGGCUGUUGUGAGACGUUUUGGGCGCAAUUGUCUCAUCCAAUUUGAGGACUUUGCCAAUGCGAAUGCAUUUAGACUGCUGGACAAGUACAGGAAUAUCUAUUGCACGUUCAACGAUGACAUUCAGGGAACAGCAUCCGUGGCUGUGGCUGGAAUUAUUUCCUCGCUGAAGAUCACAAAAACCCGCAUGAGUGACAAUGUAUUGGUAUUCCAGGGAGCUGGUGAGGCUGCUCUGGGGAUUGCGCAUCUCUGUGUGAUGGCAAUGGAGGCAGAAGGAACAUCGCACGAGGAGGCGAAGAAGAGGAUUUGGCUUGUUGAUUCCCGAGGAUUGAUUGUGAAGGAUCGCCCAAAGGGUGGAGUGACUGGGGAGAAGAUUCACUUUGCACAGGAUCAUGCUCCAAUUGAUAGCCUUGCUGAGGUUGUGAGCACCGUGAAGCCGACAAUUCUCAUUGGUGCUGCAGCAAUUGCGGGCGCCUUCACACCGGAAAUCCUCCAGACAAUGGGAAAACUCAAUGAUCGUCCUGUGAUCUUUGCCCUCUCCAAUCCUACCGCUAAAGCUGAAUGUACAGCUGCUCAGGCGUAUGAGCACACAAAUGGACGCGUCAUCUUCGCCUCUGGAUCACCCUUCCCACCUGUGGAGCACAAUGGACGCACUUACGUCACGGGUCAGGGCAAUAAUGCCUACAUUUUCCCCGGAAUCGCCCUCGGGGUCAUCUCAGCGGGCUGCCUCACCAUUCCCGAGGAGAUCUUCCUCAUCUCAGCCAAGUGUUUAGCCAACUUGGUGCAUGAUGAGGACUACGAGAUGGGCAAUGUGUACCCUCCGCUGGAGAGCAUCAUGACGUGCUCCCUCAAGAUUGCCGCUGAGAUCAUGGAAUAUGCUUAUGCGAAGGGGCUUGCGCAGUUCCAGCCACAACCGGAGAACUACGAAGAAUUCGUGCGGUCACAGCUCUACAAACUCGACUAUCCAGCCAGUUUUCCGGCUGUCUAUCAAUGGGAAUAGGUAUUUUCAUCGUUUUUCCUUCAUUUUUGUUUUAUAAAAUCAUUUUACAGUUCCGCUCAAAAAUCUUCGCGCAAAAGAAAAAUCAUUUUAAGACGAAAUUAAGCAUGGGUCCAAAAUUAGAGGGCAAAGCAAUCGAUUUAUGUUGAGGAUUUAUGUCAAGAUUUAUGUAGUAUUAAAAUUUUAUGUAAAUGUCUGCAAUUAAAUUGAAAAUUUUAUGUGAAAGGGAAUUAAUUUAAGAACAACAGGGAGGGGCAAUUGAGGUGCAAUGAAUCACUUAUUUUUUGCUUGAAGAAAACGAAUUACAAACAACGCUAAAAAGACAAAAAAACAAGGAAUUAAGAAAGGAUUAACAUCAACAAACGAGAGCAAUAAUAUUGUUAAAAAGCUCCUUUGAAAUUGCGUCAAUAUUUCUUGAGCGGUACUGUUACAUCCUCCAUAUCAAAAUCCUUCAUCUAAUAUCCAUUUUAUCUUCUAAAGAAUCUUUUUUUCUUCUUCUAUUCCAACAUUUUAAUUUUCAACUUACAAGCAUGUAUAGAAAUGUAUAAAUAAGAGAGCAGAAUAAUAUAUAAUUAUUAAAUAAAUUAACAAGGUGUCCACAUAAAAUAACUCAAUUCGUCCCUGUGGCGAAGCAAAAAGAAAAAAUUGAAGAACAAAAUGAUAAUAAAUUAUUAAAUAGAAAAAUAAAUAAAAAGUAUAAAUGUUGCAAAAAAAA